Molecule: messenger RNA, 3232 nt
Organism: Pteropus alecto (black flying fox)
Lineage: Eukaryota; Metazoa; Chordata; Mammalia; Chiroptera; Pteropodidae
Gene: POU2F2
Product: POU class 2 homeobox 2
Exons: 14
Coding region: 62-1495 (477 amino acids)
Biological process (GO): regulation of transcription by RNA polymerase II
Cellular component (GO): nucleus
Molecular function (GO): DNA-binding transcription factor activity, RNA polymerase II-specific; RNA polymerase II cis-regulatory region sequence-specific DNA binding
Source: RefSeq, a predicted model, not a curated record
GGCCCCCAGAGAGAGCGCGGAGGUGACACAGUUGUUCCCCUAGCCCUGCGGGGCGGGCAGCAUGGUUCACUCCAGCAUGGGGGCUCCAGAAAUAAGAAUGUCUAAGCCCCUGGAGGCCGAGAAGCAAGGUCUGGACUCCCCGUCAGAGCACACAGACACCGAAAGAAAUGGACCAGACACUAACCACCAGAACCCCCAGAAUAAGACCUCCCCGUUCUCCGUGUCCCCAACUGGCCCCAGCACCAAGAUCAAGGCUGAAGACCCCAGUGGCGACUCAGCCCCAGCAGCACCCCCGCCCCCCCAGCCGGCUCAGCCACAUCUGCCCCAGGCCCAGCUCAUGCUGACGGGCAGCCAGCUCGCCGGGGACAUACAGCAGCUCCUCCAGCUCCAGCAGCUGGUGCUUGUGCCGGGUCACCACCUCCAGCCACCUGCUCAGUUCCUGCUGCCACAGGCCCAGCAGAGUCAGCCAGGCCUGCUACCGACGCCAAAUCUAUUCCAGCUACCUCAGCAAACCCAGGGAGCUCUUCUGACCUCCCAGCCCCGGGCCGGGCUGCCCACACAGGCCGUGACCCGCCCCACGCUGCCCGACCCGCACCUCUCGCACCCGCAGCCCCCCAAAUGCUUGGAGCCACCAUCCCACCCCGAGGAGCCCAGCGACCUGGAAGAGCUGGAGCAGUUCGCCCGCACCUUCAAGCAGCGCCGUAUCAAGCUGGGCUUCACGCAGGGUGACGUCGGCCUGGCCAUGGGCAAGCUCUACGGCAACGACUUCAGCCAGACGACCAUCUCCCGCUUCGAGGCCCUCAAUCUGAGCUUCAAGAACAUGUGCAAACUCAAGCCCCUCCUGGAGAAGUGGCUCAAUGACGCAGAGACUAUGUCUGUGGACUCCAGCCUGCCCAGCCCCAACCAGCUGAGCAGCCCCAACCUGGGUUUCGACGGGCUCCCCGGCCGGAGACGCAAGAAGAGGACCAGCAUCGAGACAAACGUCCGCUUCGCCUUAGAGAAGAGUUUUCUAGCGAACCAGAAGCCUACCUCAGAGGAGAUCCUGCUGAUCGCAGAGCAGCUGCACAUGGAGAAGGAAGUGAUCCGCGUCUGGUUCUGCAACCGGCGCCAGAAGGAGAAACGCAUCAACCCCUGCAGCGCGGCCCCCAUGCUUCCCAGCCCCGGGAAGCCCGCCAGCUACAGCCCCCAUCUGGUCACACCCCAAGGGGGUGCCGGGACCUUGCCGCUGUCCCAAGCCUCCAGCAGUCUGAGCACAACAGUUACUACCUUAUCCUCAGCUGUGGGGACGCUCCACCCCAGCCGGACAGUCGGAGGGGGCGGGGGCGGGGCUGCGCCCCCCCUCAAUUCCAUCCCCUCUGUCACUCCCCCACCCCCGGCUACCACCAACAGCACAAAUCCCAGCCCUCAAGGCAGCCACUCGGCUAUCGGCUUGUCGGGCCUGAACCCCAGCGCGGGCCCUGGCCUCUGGUGGAACCCUGCCCCUUACCAGCCUUGACAGCAGUGGGAACCUGGUGCUGGGGGCAGCUGGUGCCGCCCCGGGAAGCCCUGGCCUGGUGACCUCGCCACUCUUCUUGAACCAUGCUGGGCUGCCCCUGCUCAGUGCCCCGCCUGGCGUGGGCCUGGUCUCGGCAGCUGCUGCAGCUGUGGCAGCCUCCAUCUCCAGCAAGUCUCCUGGCCUCUCCUCGUCCUCCUCCUCCUCGUCCUCCUCCUCCACUUGCAGCGAGGCCGCAGCACAGACCCCUGGAGGCCCAGGGGGGCCGGAGGCAGGGUCCAAGCCCGAGUGAGGGCCCGCCACGCCUCCCCUCCUACCCCUCUGCCCCCACCUCGGUCCUUCGCCUGGAAGAGGGCAAGGAGGCCAGCGGUGGGGGUGCAGAGGGUCCUCGGAGAAGGAGUGACAAGGGAGAAAGACCAAAAAAACUAACCAACCAAAAAAAAAAAAAGAAGAAAGGAAACCAACAAAAAAGAAAACCAAAAAUAAUCACAACAGAAACCAGCUGCCCCAAAGAAACCAGAGGUGAAAAACAAACAAAAAACCAAAAACAGACAAAAAAUCCCCUGCAAAACCAAAAACCAGUUGCAAACCAGACCUCAGUGUGCUCACCCUCACGGCUACGACACCAAAUAAGAACUCCCUGCCAGGGGCCGAGAAGCCUCACAGGGCGGACCUCACCGAGCCCCUGGCUGUGGGGCCAACCCCCAACUUUGCCUCCCCCACCGGGAGCCAGAGAAGGAAAAAGAGAAUGUGCCAGCCUCCUAGCCCCAGCCCCCAGUCCUGGGCCAGCGAAGACGAGGCACAGCCUGGGGCAGAGGGGUGGGCUUAGAACCACCCAGCAAAUGUUCUUUUCCAGAAGGUGAAAGAGAAAGGGCCUGAACAACCUACACCAAAUAUUCAGUAGCUUCAUCCAAAGGAUGUACAGAAUUUUUAGUGUUGAGCUCAAUGGAAUGUGUCCCUACCAUGCGUCCCCCUCUCCCCUGGCCUCCAGCUCACCCCACCAGGGCGGGGGGUCUUGCUUUAACCUCCUUCCUCUCCCAGCCAGGGGAGAGUGCAGGGGAAGGCCUAGAAUGACUUUCCACCCCUGUACCUCCCCUUUUCCUUUAAAGGGUGGGCUAGGCCAUUUUGCCAAGUUCUAUCUCAUACGUCCCCCCUCGGCCCGUCAUCCUCCGCUCUGGGAUCUCCCCCUCCCCAGCCCAUGGGAAGGUGGAAGUUCCAGGUAAGAGGGGAUGAGGUGAGGGCUUUCAAGUUGUCUUUUUUUCCAUCCUUGUCUGUCAGUUUCCCUGAAAAAAAAAAUUCAUAUUCCAGUGCCUAUCCGUGGGAAUCCUUCACGUUCUUUGACAUUGUCCAGAAACCAAAAAGAGAACUCACCUCACUCCCCGCACCCCCAUGCCCCUCUGAUACUGGCAGAUGCCUCUUCCUCUCCCCCACACACAUGCAUACACACACGCACCCCAGAGUGGUGGGGUUCCUCGAGGUGGCGUCCCCAUCAGGGUCCGUGUGGCGGGGACAGUGCCAUGACCUGUGGUCCCCAUCUGAGAGGGCACUGUGGUGGCCACUGCUCCCACGAGACCUCCCUCAAGUCUUGGCUGGACCCUGCGUAAGCUCAGCCCUGGACAUAUCUCAAGGACGAACAGAGGAGAGACGGCGCUGGAGCCACUUUGCCCUCCUGCUACUGUGGAGGCCAACAAAGUUUUGAACCAAAAACAAAAACAAAAAACCAAACAAACAAUAAAUUAA